AUGGCGAAAAGGAAACGGGGUGGCACGUCGCCGAAGAAGAAGUCCAACGACUCGGAUGAUGACCGCAAGCCCAAGAAGUUUAAAGAAGGCGACAAGAUCGAGGCCCAGUACAAGGGCAAGUCCAAGUUCUACCCCGGUGUCAUCUCUCGGGCUCGCCUGAACGGGACGUACGACAUCGACUACGAUGACGGCGAGAAGGAAACUGGAGUCGCUGCCGAGCUCAUUCGAGCCAAGGGUGGUUCGUCUCCAAAGAAGAAGUCGAACGACUCGACCGACGACGACAAGCCAAAGAAGUACAAGGAAGGCGACAAGAUCGAAGCGCAGUACAAGGGCAAGUCGAAGUUCUACCCCGGCGUCAUCUCUCGGGCUCGCCUCAACGGAACGUACGACAUCGACUACGACGACGGCGAGAAGGAGACGGGUGUCGCUGCUGACUUGAUCAAGCUCAAGGGUGGGGCAUCUCCAAAGAAGAAGGCGUCCAGCACGGACGAUGACGUUUCGAAGAAGGAUUUUCGAGAAGGCGACAAGAUCGAAGCGCAGUACAAGGGCAAGUCGAAAUUCUACCCUGGUGUCAUCUCACGAGCUCGCCUCAACGGCACUUAUGACAUCGACUACGACGAUGGCGAAAAGGAGACGGGCGUCGCUGCUGAGCUCAUUCGGAAAAAGGGUGGCACGUCACCGAAAAAGAAGUCCAACGACUCGGACGAUGACAAGCCGAAGAACACCGCCUCGUACCGCGUUGGUGCUAAAGUCGAAGCGCAGUAUAAAGGCAAGAAGGAAUAUUUCAAGGGCACGAUCACAAAAGAUUAUGGCGACGGCCGCUACGACAUCGAGUACGACGACGGUGACAAAGAGUUCAAAGUGUCCAGUGGGCUCAUGCGGCCGCUCAAAGCGGCGCCGGCCGCGCCGAGCGCGUCGCGCGGUCUCUCGAACUUCCAGCGGCUUGCUGCGACGUCGACCAAGAAGAAGAGCGGGAAUAGCUCCGACUAG
This is a messenger RNA of Saprolegnia diclina VS20, 990 nucleotides long. RefSeq lists its product as hypothetical. NCBI's taxonomy places the organism in Eukaryota, Oomycota, Saprolegniomycetes, Saprolegniales, Saprolegniaceae. The record is from RefSeq and is a predicted model, not a curated record. Bases 1 to 990 code for a protein of 329 amino acids. The transcript has 3 exons.